Messenger RNA from Aspergillus pseudoviridinutans, 876 nucleotides. RefSeq names its product class I SAM-dependent methyltransferase. The record is from RefSeq and is a predicted model, not a curated record. Bases 1 to 876 code for a protein of 291 amino acids. NCBI's taxonomy places the organism in Eukaryota, Fungi, Ascomycota, Eurotiomycetes, Eurotiales, Aspergillaceae. The transcript has 5 exons.
AUGCCGUCAAAUGCAGCAAACCUCUACAUCCUCGGAUCCGAGGCCGUCAAAGAGAAACCUAGGCUCAAUGAGGGCCAGACAUAUUUUAACAUAUUGACCGACGGAGAACUACUCCCGUCUCACCUUGCCAUUAAAAAGGACGAGCCACUUCAAAUUGCGGACGUGGCUACAGGAACGGGACAAUGGCUGCUUGAUCUCUACAGCCAACUGCCAGACUUUUCGUCCUCUCGGUUUAUGGGCUUCGAUGUUUCAUCAGCACUCUUCCCACCGCCUGAUGAUCUUCCUGCACGGGUUACGCUUCAUGGACACGACAUACGGCGCCCAUUUGCCGCUGAUUUCAUCCGUACAUUUGAUGUCGUGCAUGCAAAGUUUCUGAAGUACGCGUUUUGUAAGACAGAAUGGGAAGUCGUCCUUCACAACGUGAUAGCUCUUCUGAAGCCAGGAGGUUACAUCCUUUGGGAGGAUUCAGACUAUAGCCUAUACAGCUCUAUUCCGUCAUCGUUGGCAUUUACAGAGAUGGUGAGCGUUGAUAUAGAAUUUGCCCUGAAGUGUGGGCGGGACAUCAGGCAUACUGAAACUCUCUUUUACCUCUUUGAGUCAGUUGGGCUUACCCACUGUGGGCAGGCCACGCUGCUUUCAACCGAUAAACCGAAUUUAAGGCUUCUGGCGAAUGACCUUACGAUGCGACUCUUUUCAACUUCAUUGCAAGGAAUAGUUGCACAGGGUGGUGUGGAGGGUUGCCGCACUCAACAGGACGUGAAAACCAUCAUUCACAGAGUCCAAGAUGACAUCGACAAUCACGGCCUGCAAAUUGUGCAUGGGAUUAAGAGAAUUUGGGGGCAGAUGCCAGUCUCCAGUACUGCGCAGGAUGACUAG